AUGGAGGAGGGACCUCCUAUUAAAUCGUUCACAGAAGAAGAACGGAAGUGCGAGGCACAUUACAAUAGGCACACUAUUCGAAACGAAGAAAACCGUUACGUGGUAGCUCUGCCGUUCAAGCAUAAAAUAGCAGAGUUAGGCGAAUCCAAAAACAUGGGCAAAAAACGAUUACUGGCCACCGAACGAAAGCUAUAUGGUGAUCCAGAGCUCGAACGACAGUAUCACGCUGUUUUAAACGAAUACCUAACCCUCGGUCACAUGACCCCAAUCGCAGCAGCUCAAUCAAGCAACGAAGGAUACUACCUACCUCAUCACGCUGUUAUCAAACAAAGCAGUCUCACCACGAAGGUACGAGUUGUAUUCGACGGAUCUGCGAAAACUACCUCUGGAAUUUCACUUAACGAUACACUACUUGUCGGCCCUACUAUACAGCCAGACAUCUUCACCCUGCUGAUCCGUUUCCGCAAGCACGCCUUCGUAUUAACAGGUGAUAUUGAGAAAAUGUACCCACAAGUGCUUGUACGACAAGAAGAUCGAAAAUAUCAACGAAUCCUGUGGAGAACUCCGUGUGGACAAUUGCAAACAUACGAGCUCAACACCGUCACCUUUGGCUUGUCUUCUGCUCCGUAUCUGGCUAUAAGAACACUACAUCAACUCGCGGAAGAUGAGAAAAAUCUAUUUCCUAGGGCCGCCAAGGUCCUCAAGGAAGACUUCUACGUCGACGAAGUCCUCACCGGAGCCGCUACAAGAAAGGAAGCAAUCUCUCUUAGAAAAGAGCUGACGGCAGUGUUGAAAUCUACUGGGUUUACCAUAUGCCAAUAG
This is a messenger RNA of Diprion similis, 822 nucleotides long. RefSeq lists its product as uncharacterized. The record is from RefSeq and is a predicted model, not a curated record. The coding region runs from base 1 to 822 and encodes 273 amino acids. The transcript has a single exon. Lineage: Eukaryota; Metazoa; Arthropoda; Insecta; Hymenoptera; Diprionidae.